AUGUUAUUUAAAUCUUUAAGUCCUUUAGUUUUAUUAGCUUUAGCCAAAGCUGAUGAGGAUACCACUAUCCUUUCAACUAUCACCAUCACCAAGACUUUAUUAACACCUGAACAAAGUACUUCAUUAAGUGAAGCUUCAGUAGCUUCAGUUUCAAGUGUUUCAGCUGCUUCAGCUGCUUCUGUUGCCUCAGUCUCAAGUGCUUCAGCUGCUUCUGUUUCCAGUUCCUCAGCUGCUUCAGCUUCAGCUGUUGCUUAUGCUGCUUACGAAGCUUCAAUCAGUGAAGCUGCUGCUGCUUCAGCUUCAGCCGCAGCCGCCGCUUCAGAAUCUGCUGCUUAUGCUGCCUCAAUUUCUUCUGUUUCAGCUGCUUCAGUAGCUUCAGCUUUAUCAGCUUCCUCAGCUGCUAUCACUUCAGCUAUUCCAUCAUUAGAUGGCUUCAAAGGAGUUGUUGCUGUUGCUUCAGAUUUCAAUUCUUCAUCAAUUGCUAACACCACCACUCAUCACAAUUCAACCCACACUGCUCACAACUCCACCAGUUUGAUGACCAGCCACCAUCUUACUUCUUCUUCAGUUGAUGCUGUUUCAACUGCUGAAGGUGAUGAAGAUGAAGAUGAAGACCAUUCUUCAGGUAAUUCAGGUAAUAUUAAUAACGUUGCUUAUGGUGUACUUGGUUUAGCUGCUAUUGCUUUAUUAUAA
Messenger RNA from Yamadazyma jaroonii, 693 nucleotides. NCBI's taxonomy places the organism in Eukaryota, Fungi, Ascomycota, Pichiomycetes, Serinales, Debaryomycetaceae. The record is from the annotation of a GenBank genome assembly.